Messenger RNA from Camellia sinensis, 571 nucleotides. Lineage: Eukaryota; Viridiplantae; Streptophyta; Magnoliopsida; Ericales; Theaceae. The record is from RefSeq and is a predicted model, not a curated record.
UUGCUGUAUUUUGUUAAAAGUAAUUUAUCUAAAAGAGGGAAAGCGGUCAAGAAACGCAAAGAAAAUUUCACUGCUCAGGCUCAGGAGCUCCAGUUGUAGCGCAAAGCAAAAGAAUUUGAACUCAUUCAAUAACCAUUCGCACCCUUUUGCUCGCAGAAAUAUUUGAUGAGCUUGAGAGAAAUCUAGCAAGACAAUGUGAAGUCCUUUCUUUUUCCUCUUGAAGGCUACAAAGAGCAAAUAAUAGAGAAGAUAAAAACCAAACAGAGAUGUUUUCUUUGUUUUUUGGACUUUGGAAGUAUAUAUUCAGUAAGACAGAGUUUCAUGUUCUUAUUCUUGGAAUUGACAAGGCUGGGAAAACAGUAAUAUGUUUACUACUCUUCUUUCGCUGUUUCAUUACAUCCUCAGCUCAGUUGAGCAUGGAGAAUCUGCUACUUUACUGGAGAAGUUGAAAGCACAAUACUCAAACUUGGAAGGUCUUCCUCCUGAUAGAAUUGUGCCGACUGUGGGGCUAAACAUUGGGCGUAUUGAAAUCUCAAAUACAAAGCUAGUGUUCUGGGACCUGGGAGGUCAG